GCGAGCGAGCGAGCAACCUAAUCCACAGGAGCGAAGAGAAGAAACAAAGCUCGCAGCGGAUCGAGCCAGCAGAGCAGGCCACGGCGAUGGAGGCGGCCAAGGAGCGGCGGGAGCGCCUGGCCGCCGACGAGGGCGACGCGGUGCAGCUGCCGACGGAGACGAGCCCGUACGUGCGGUACGAGGGCCUGGAGGACUACAAGAUGCGCGGCUACGGCGCGCAGGGCCACCUCCCGGUCUCCGACGUGCCCCACGGCGGCUCCGGCACCGACGCGCCCACCGUCCCGGGCACCGCCGUCCCCGUGGCGAGGCCGGAGCGCCGCAUCGAAGUCCAGGCCCAGCGAGAACUGGGGGCGGGAAAGGACGACGCCGGCCGCCGCGGGGACGCGUCCACGGACGUCAUCAACCGCCAAGGCGUGCCGUAGCUUUUAGCUUUUGGCUGGAUGUCUCGAGUGCGCGCGUGGUUUGGCUGAUGCGCACCGCACACGAAUGAGCGUGUCAGUGUGUCUGUGCUUUUCAGUGUGUAAGAAUAAACAGGCUUGCGACUAAAAUAAUGGGCCAAACU
Molecule: messenger RNA, 562 nt
Organism: Panicum hallii
Lineage: Eukaryota; Viridiplantae; Streptophyta; Magnoliopsida; Poales; Poaceae
Exons: 1
Coding region: 87-422 (111 amino acids)
Source: RefSeq, a predicted model, not a curated record